AUGUCUUUGAAGUCUUACUUUCCCCUCGAAGCGUGGGCGGCCGCCAAUGCAGACUAUACCGCAGAUGUCCCUCGGUACCCGCACGUCAAGAUUGUUCCAGAUGUUUUCACAGCUCUGUCUGGAGUCCUCUGGUCUGUGUCGUAUAUUCUCAUGACGACUAAGGCCUUCAAGGACAAGUCCUACGCAAUGCCCAUCUACUGCCUCUGCCUGAACAUCACAUGGGAGGCGGUGUAUGGCUUUGUGUAUGGACCGGGCCCGGUCAACCAGAUCGUCUUCGCGCAGUAUAUGAUCGUGGACAUCUUCCUCUUCUGGGCCAUCAUCAAAUCCGCCCGGUAUCAAUGGCGCCAAUCACCCCUCGUUGCUGAUAAUCUCAUCUGGAUCAUCAUGUUUGGGUGUGUUUUCUGCACCUGGCUGCACCUGGCCAUUGCCGCAACCUUCAUUCCUCACAUUGGCCGACAGGUUGUAUUCUUCACGGCCUGGCCCAUGGCAGCAAUAAUCUCUCUUGGCUCCAUCGCGCAGAUUCUCUCGCGCGGCCAUACCGGAGGUCACUCAAUGCCCAUCUGGUAA
Venustampulla echinocandica is the source of this 567-nucleotide messenger RNA. RefSeq lists its product as uncharacterized. Gene Ontology annotation, molecular function: lyase activity. The record is from RefSeq and is a predicted model, not a curated record. Lineage: Eukaryota; Fungi; Ascomycota; Leotiomycetes; Helotiales; Pleuroascaceae. The coding region runs from base 1 to 567 and encodes 188 amino acids. The transcript has a single exon.